GCUAUGUGUCCAAAAUAAUUUUUAAUUUUUCUUUUUAAGAAAAGAAAAGAGAAGUAUAAGGAUAGGCUGCAUCAUUCCCCUAUAUAUACCGAAGUGAGUCUUCCGGCUUCAACUGACCCCUGCUAAUUGCCAUGAAUUCGCUUUUGUCGUUCCUCUUCCUCUCCCUCUGCAGCUCUGCACUUUCUACACCAUAUAAUGCAAUUUUCAACUUUGGCGAUUCUCUUAGUGAUACCGGAAACUUCCUCCGUUCCGGUGCCCUCUCAUUUCCAGUCAUCGGCAAGCUCCCCUACGGCGAAACCUUCUUCAGACACGCCACCGGCCGCUGCUCUGACGGUCGUUUGGUUAUCGAUUUCAUUGCGGAGGCAUUUGGGUUGCCGCAUUUGCCGCCGUAUCUGGGUCUGAAACAGGGCCAAAAAUUCAGCGGCGGAGUGAAUUUUGCGGUGGCUGGAGCCACAGCGUUGGGCGCGGAUUUCUUCUAUAAAAGGAAAAUUGGAACCAUACUGUGGACAAACCAUUCGCUUACUGUACAACUCGGUUGGUUUAGAAAGCUCAAGUCCUCUCUUUGCACUUCCGCACAAGAGUGUGAGAAAUACAUGAAGAAAUCGCUAUUUAUGGUGGGAGAGAUCGGUGGAAACGAUUAUAACUACGCCUAUUUUGUUGGUGGAAGUAUUAACGAAAUUCAAUCUUAUGUCCCACUCGUAGUUGAGGCAAUUACUACAGCCACCGCAGCGUUGAUAGAGGAAGGAGCGGUGGAGUUGGUGGUACCGGGAAAUUUGCCGAUUGGCUGCUCCGCCGUGUACUUAACUCUGUUUCAGAGCCCAAACAGAGCAGAUUACGAUGAACAUGGAUGUUUGAAGGCAUUCAACGAUUUCGCCAAAUAUCACAACAAUCAUCUUAAACGAGCCGUACACGCCCUCAGAACCAAAUAUCCCUUCGCCAGAAUCGUGUAUGCCGACUAUUACGGUGCCACGAUUCCAUUAGUCCACGCUCCUAAACAUCACGGGUUUUACGAGGGGCCUCUAAAAGCGUGCUGCGGAGGAGGAGGGCCGUACAAUUUCAAUAACUCGGCAAGGUGUGGGCACAUCGGAUCAAAGGCAUGUGAAAAUCCUGGGUCGUAUGUGAACUGGGAUGGGAUACACUUGACAGAGGCUGCUUAUAGCUUCAUUGCCAAGGCUUUGCUUCAUGCCCUUCCUCCUCUUGUUACCUAGAGAAAACUUGGCCUUAAAUUUGCUUAAUUAACAGAGUUAUUUUGGAAAAGUAGACAAGCUGGACAUGCAUGUAGGCCUUGAAAAUGUUUCCGAUUGCAUUCAAUAUCUCAAUUAAAGAGAUUUGAGUUUGUACCAUAAUAAAAUCGGAUUACACUUAUUUUGUGUCGUUAUAUCCUUGUAAAGAUAUUGAUAUUAAUGACAGUUUAAAAAAAUCUAGUAAUUAAACUUUUAAUAACAAUAUUAAUU
Benincasa hispida (wax gourd) is the source of this 1454-nucleotide messenger RNA. Its product is annotated as GDSL esterase/lipase At5g45910. The record is from RefSeq and is a predicted model, not a curated record. Lineage: Eukaryota; Viridiplantae; Streptophyta; Magnoliopsida; Cucurbitales; Cucurbitaceae. Gene Ontology annotation, molecular function: hydrolase activity, acting on ester bonds.